UCGCCAGACCAAGUUCCCUUUGAUUUCAACCAACCCAACAAUGGCCACGAACACGACCUCUUGUCCAACCGCUUUCCGUGUCGCGCAGGCAGUAGGUUUGAGCGGUGCAGCUUGGCUUUCUGGCAACAUCGCCGCCUACAGUGUAAAUGUCGCACCCUCCCUCCUCACCUCCGCCCAAGAAAGCAACCUCUCCGCCAGCACCCUCGCAAAGCUAUGGCGAAACGUCUAUCAUCUCGGCGCAACACAGAACCCGCCCAUCGCCCUCUGCACCGCAGCCGCAUUCUUCUACCUAGCCUGGUCCGAUCGUUCCGGGACUAUAUCCCUCCGUGAGGCAGGUCAGAACACAUCCACGCUGUAUUGCGCUGCCGGGGCGCUAACCUUGUCUAUCGUCCCGUUCACCAUCCUUGCAAUGACGAAGACCAAUAAGGAGCUGUUGGAGAAGGCCAGUUUGGUGGAGACGGAGCCUAUAGCCAAGGUUGGGGCGAGGGCGGAGACGGAGCGUUUUUUGCGUCAGUGGAUUGGGCUUAACGGGAUGCGAAGCUUGUUCCCGUUAGCUGCCUGCUUGGUGGGUAUGUAUGCGGCUUUGAGGUGAACGGUGCUGGCAUUUUUCUUAGAGCACGAAAGGGGAAGAAGCUGGGGGCGUAUAUCGAAGAAAUUAGUCUGUAGUCUAGAUUGUAUAUUAAAAUGGGGGUCGUGGAGAUGGCUGUCUUGAUGUGAUUUUAACUGU
This is a messenger RNA of Histoplasma capsulatum G186AR, 727 nucleotides long. RefSeq lists its product as uncharacterized. The transcript is spliced from 2 exons. Bases 41 to 592 code for a protein of 183 amino acids. NCBI's taxonomy places the organism in Eukaryota, Fungi, Ascomycota, Eurotiomycetes, Onygenales, Ajellomycetaceae. The record is from RefSeq and is a predicted model, not a curated record.